This is a messenger RNA of Ruditapes philippinarum (Manila clam), 3441 nucleotides long. RefSeq lists its product as uncharacterized. The coding region runs from base 74 to 892 and encodes 272 amino acids. The record is from RefSeq and is a predicted model, not a curated record. NCBI's taxonomy places the organism in Eukaryota, Metazoa, Mollusca, Bivalvia, Venerida, Veneridae. The transcript is spliced from 4 exons.
UAAAAAUUGUUAUCUAUCGAUAAACUACUGAACGGUGUAAAACAAGAAAAAAAAACACAUCGUGUGUAGCGUUAUGCUUAAACAGUGUAAAACUUUCUUUUAUAGAUUCUAUUUUGAAUUAGUUUUGCAGAAUACGUACAGAGACUCCCUACAAGAUACAAACAUGGAUGAGAUGACAUUCCGUGUGUCUUUUACAAUAUUGGUGCUAAUAAUUUCCAUUUUUGUAAACUACUUCAUCUACCGAUACAAAAUAGAUAAAUACAACUCAAACGACGAAAUUGAAGCUGUUAAUCUGCCUGGCAGAGUUGAAAGUCGUGAUACUGAGCGAACCAAUAUCAAUGAAAACAGCUAUUUUGAAAAUGACAGGCCGGUCAAAGUUUUCAAAGCUAUUUCUUCACUUGAAAUGAGCAAACAAGUUCGUUUGGAAGAUCUAUCUAAGACUCAGGAAAAUGUUCUCAGUGAGAUAGAGAUGUUAAAGACACAAGUAAAACAACUUCAGUUGAAGCAAAAUGUACAGAUAUGUAACACAUCUGAACAAAAUGAACUUGAAGACGUGGUUGAAGCACUUCGAAAGGAUGUCUAUAAUCGCCUGGAAAACAUAAAUGUGCGAAUAGACGAACUAUUGACGCUUGGGGACAGAACUUACCCCAACACUAUUGAUAAAAAUCAUGCAGCUCUUAUAUGCCUUGCUGUAUUCCCUUUCAUUUUGUAUUGGGUAUGUUAUACUCACUGCAAAAUUACGGAAUUGCAAAAACUUGAGCAUGCACAGACAAGUCAAAUGAGCAAAUUUAAUUCGGAACUUGAUGCUUUGAGAAAAGAAUUGGAGACCUUGAAGCAACUUACAACGAACGAUGGAGAAAGUAACGAAGUAUCUGGGCGAAAAUCAAUUUGAAACGCUUGUGUUUUGACAUUGUUAAUAAAAUAAGUACUAAUUUAUGUUGGCAAGCUUGGGCAAUGAGAAAAGACACUUUAGAGUAAUAUAUUAAACUUUAAAUAAUUCUAAUAUUAGUUCGUGGAUUUUAUCACAAACAUAUUUUAGAAGCAUUUGUAAUAGAACUAAUUUAUCAAUAAUAUAUGUAUAUAAUGUCCUUAACGUUUCUCUAUCUUCACUAAUAUUUUUCUUAAUUACUUGUUUUUACAUUUAUGUUUUGUAUAUGUUUAAACAAUUUUGCUCAGCAUAAUAGUUUUUUUAUCUAAAUCUGUCAAGGUAUAAUAGUUUCAGAAACGGAUAAAUAAAAUGCCAUUCGCCACUUUGUGGAGGAAAUACUAGUCUUUUUAUUGGCAUGAUAAUUUCUUAAACACUUUUCUUUUAUUUAAUAUUUCUUCAAUAUUAAAAGCUGUUAUAUAUUUUAUUUUAUAUUAUAUUAAGCGAUUCCACAGAGGUAUCUUAUAUGACGACGCUGAAAACAUGUUUCUUUUCGAGAUUAAUGGUCCAAGUUAUGUAUGUCUAGACAAAUAACUUGUGAAAAAAUUUCGCUCCGUUUUUCAAGAAUGAAAAAAUGACCCAAAGUUAAAAAGCAUUGCAACACUUUUCAAAAUACUAUUUUAAGUUAUUUCUGAGUAUAUUUCUUACUUAUCUUUUGCACAUCUUUCAGUUUUAAAUGCCCAAGUUGGUCUAUAUAGAAAAUUUAAAAAAAUGGUUUUGGCCUUUAGAACCUCAGUGGAGUUUCUUUCAAAUUUUCAAAUUUGUUUGGACUUUUGAUUUUCUCACAAUACUUUUUGAUUUUCAUAUUACACUUUUACAGAAUUAAAGCCGUAAAUCUUUGAUUUCAUCCAUUUGUUUCGUACAUGCGUCCGUGUUAUUUAUAUACGAUUCUAAAGCACCGUAUGUGUGUUUAAACAGCUAUAAGUUUCCGUAUUGCCCUUUAUGUAAAAUGUCUGUAAAGGGGCAUGUAGUAUUUUCAACUGUGUCCUGUUUGAAAUUUAUAAUAACACGUGCAUGGUGCUCGAAGGUACUAAAAACCUUGACAUUUCUCUGCCAUUGCAAUACCCUCAUGUUCGCGUUAAGGAAUCCGACUGGAGAUUAGAAACUUGAAAAUCAAAGAUUUUAGGAGCAAUGCAUGUAAACUAUGAUUUUCUUCAAUGUAGAAAAUAUAUGUACUUGAAUAAUGCUGUGCAACUGAUUAUCUUCUUGUGUAAAAGAUUUUGAAAUAUUUGGAAUUGUGUUUUAGGCCAAACUGAACUUCAAAUUAAAAUUGCUCAUUUAAAAGUCCCCUGAUAGCUAUCGGAGUUAUAAUACGUCCAUGACCACUGUGUGGUCGUUAUAGACUCUGGGUGUAAUUGCAAUUUUAUAAACGUACCGAACAAACACACAACAAAUGUUUGUCGCAAAGUCGUAAUGUUUUAUAUAGUUAAAAUAUGACACAUACAACUUUUAAAAGUAUAGUCAUGUUUGACAGAAUCAAAUAUACUCGUGAUUAUCACCCUCUUAGUGCCCAGAAAUUGAUUUUCGGUAUCACUAACCUUAGUGAUGAAUACAAUAAUAUGUUAUUCCUUCACGUUCAAAAUUUCAUCAAAUUUUCAAGGAGUUUUGAAAAUGACUAAUUUUCAAACAACGCUUUUAAAUUGUUGUCCAUAACUUAUAUAUAAAUGCUGAGGACAGGAACUGGGCAGGGAUCUCCUACAUGGUGCUUAUUCUUUAGUUCAUUCAAUCAAUCAAUCUUUCUUUCUUUCUUCCUUCCUUUCUUUUUUUUCAUUUUCUUUAUUACUUUUUUUUAAUUCAAGUUUUGUUAGUCUUUGAACAAUUUUUAUAAUCAGAUUCUAUUUUCGAAAAUGAUAUCAUAUUGAUCGCUGAUAUAUACAUUUAUGGAAUUCCAAUUACAACAGAAUUUAUGCACAUCUUUUACUACAAGUGAGACGAUGUGUGGGAAGGGUCAAUUCUCUAAUGUUGUUAAAACUUGUGGCCCGACCCUUUUGCUUUUUUAUAAUAACUAUAUCAUCCAUGUAUUAACUGUAAAUGUAUUCAUUACUGUUUUGUAGUAUGUUUACAUGUGACAAUGUAUCUGUUUUUGUAUAAAAUGUAAAAGCAAUAAAAUAUGAUUAAACAAAUAGACAGAAUCAAAAAUUGGUUAGUCUGUACCUGGAACUAAAACUAGUAUGUAGGAAAUCUGAUAAUACUCUAAUCAAAACAAUCAUCAGAGACAAUCGAACAUUAACAAGUUGUAACAAUAUAAACUUUUGCAAUUGGUUAUAUCUUAGUAAUAACUGGGCCAAAUAAAAGCACAAUUUAGAUUUUUGGCAUCUGAACAUGGAAUUUGGUUUUGUCAGAGUUUUUAACUUGCUAUAAAAUAGUAUGUAUUUGGUUCUGUUCUUUUGUUUUGCUUUUCAAACACAUACAUACAGUUUGUAUUUGACAAAAUGUUCAUAUCACUUAAAAUAUCCAAAACCUUUUAGCCAUUUUGACCGGAAUUCGAACCCCAAACCUCCCACAUUCUUACCGAA